Glycine soja is the source of this 499-nucleotide messenger RNA. Its product is annotated as protein DECREASED SIZE EXCLUSION LIMIT 1-like. The annotation marks the transcript as partial. The record is from RefSeq and is a predicted model, not a curated record. Gene Ontology annotation, molecular function: protein binding. The transcript is spliced from 4 exons. NCBI's taxonomy places the organism in Eukaryota, Viridiplantae, Streptophyta, Magnoliopsida, Fabales, Fabaceae.
ACACUUGCUUCUUUGGUUCUUCCAAUCCCCAACUGUCCAACCAACCAGGGUACUUGUGUGGUCAAGAAAGAAAUCAGUUUGGAGCGACCAGGCAUCUCAGGCACCUCAAUUCGGCCUGAUGGAAAAAUUGCUGCAACUGCUGGCUGGGACCACAGGUUGAGGAUAUAUAAUUACCGCAAAGGAAAUGCUUUAGCUAUUUUAAAGUAUCACCAUUGCACGUGCAAUGCUGUAACUUAUUCGUCCGAUUGUAAACUUAUGGCCUCUGCAUCGGAAGACACAACCGUGGGACUAUGGGAAUUGUAUCCUCCUCGAAUAUGAUAAUGAAUUUGAUGAAUUUAUUCAACGACCCCAAUUGUAGAUUAUAGUAACUUUACUAAUCAAUGGUUAAUUAAGUUUUUGUGUUAUCAACGACCCCAGUUGCAGCACAAUCAUUUGCGUUUCAUUAUUCCUUUCACAUUCAUGUGUUAAAAUCAGUUGCGGGUGCGACAUUUUCCUUUCA